AUGUUAGUUACAUCGUCUACUAUUGUAGAUCCCACUUGGUGUCCAGAUUCAGGUGCUACCGACCAUAUUACUUCCGAUCUUAAUAAUCUACAUGUACAUGCUCCUUAUACAGAUAAUCAUGGUAUUUUACAUCGUUUAUCUUGCCCACAUACUAGUGAGCAAAAUGGCAUUGCUGAACGAAAAAUUCGUCAUAUUACGGAAAUUGGUCUCACUUUAUUGGCUCAUGCAUCUAUGCCACUACAUUAUUGGAGUGAAGCUUUUGAAACAGCCACAUAUCUUAUCAAUCGUCUUCCUACUCCGACAUUACAUCAACGUUCACCAUUCGAGACUAUAUUUCACUCUUCUCCUGAUUAUGCUCAUCUCAUAAAGACGGGAAUAAUCACAAGUUCAUCUGUUCUAGGCCGCCUCAUCGGACAUGAUUUCUUUGAAGGAAAGUUUACACCUGAAGAGAAACUAAUCCUAACCUCCCUCGAAUAUUUGAGCUUUUCCUUCUACAUGUUCUUAUUCGCCGUAAAGACAGAUCUUAACGUUGUUAGGAGUGCUGGAACAUUAACAUGGUUUAUAGGUAUAGCAUGUUCAAUUGUUCCAUUAGCAUUCACAGUAUUAAUGGCAUUCCUGUUUUCGAAUAAUAAGGAGGAAAAGGGUAAAAGGAUCUUGUUGGUUUUAUUAUCUGUAGCUUUGUCAUCAACGUCGUUCCAAGCUAUAUCUUCUCUUCUUAAAGAUCUCAAACUACUUAAUUCCGAGAUAGGACGUAUCGCAUUGUCGGCUUCCUUGUUAAGUAAUGCUAUUUGUUGGAUAAUCAGAGACAUUAGUAAUUUCUUCUUGUUUACAACAUCUUUUCAUUCUUCAUACCUUACACCGUACUUAUUCAAAUCACAAUUGUCGAGAGUUAUUGUGGUUGUCAUCGUAGUUUUUGUUCUCCGACCAUUAAUGAUUUGGAUGACAAAGAAGUUGUCCGAGGAUAAUGCUACGUUGAAGGAAUCAAUAUUCUUCGGAAUUGUUGUAAUGUUUCUUGUGAUUAUGUAUGUUUCGGAUAUUUUGGGUAUGACCAGUUUGUAUGGUGCUUUGUUUAUCGGUUUGGCUGUCCCAACCGGUCCGCCUCUUGGGACCGGGGUGGUUGAGAAGCUUGAGCUAUUUGUCACGACAGUUCUUUUACCGGCGUUUCUUAUGGAAGUUGGUAGGGAUAUCGACUUUUCCUCGAUAACGUUGCUACAUUCUCUCGAAGUAUCCUCCUUUGUUUUUGUAGCUUUUUGGGGGAAGUUUUUAACUGUUUAUGGCUUUUCUCGUUAUUGGAGGAUGCCUAAUAAGGAUGCUCUUACUCUUGCUGAAACCUUAAGCUCACGAGGGUUGUUUGACAUUAUGAUCUACCGACUACUUAUGAAAGCCACUAUAAUCAACGUUGAAGCUUACAGCAUCAUUACUUUGUUUGCGAUGAUGAAUGCAGCCAUUCAAACCCCACUAAUCAGUUACUUCUACGAUCCUUCAAAAAGAUAUGUUAACUAUAGAAGAAGAACAAUCCAACAUUUUGGACACACAGGUGAAACUCAAAUUCUCGGUUGCCUCCACGACGAAGAUCAAAUCCUCAGUAUAGCAAAUGUUUUCAUACGUUUUCAUCCAACCUUAGAAAGACCCUUAAGAGUAUUCAUAAUGGAUCUCAUGGAUCUUAGAGGACGAUCUCAUCCCGUCCUCAUCGACCACCAAUUCCACAAGGCAUAUAACGAAUCUUCGCUUCAACAAACACAAACCUCUCGAAUCAUCAACGCCUUCGUCCAGUUAGAGAUUUACUACCAAGGAGUUAUCAAGAACCAUUAUUACACCUCGAUCACUCCUUAUGCAUCAAUGCACGACGAUAUAUGUUCUUUGGCACUCGAAAAGGGUAUAAUGCUUCUCAUCAUCCCAUUCCAAAGGUCCGAUAGCAUCGCCUUAAGAGACAUGAAGAAGAAUGUACUCGACAAGGCACCUUGUUCGGUCGGUCUCAUCGUCGAUAAAAAGAUUAUCUCACAUUGGAACGAUAACAUUACACAAGGGCGUGAUCAAAUGAGUCAUGGCGUGUGUGUUAUCUUCACUAGAGGACCAGAUUCUAGAGAAGCACUUUCUUUAGGCAUGCGAAUGGCUAGGGACAUCACAGUCAAGCUAACCGUCAUUCGGAUGCUGGUAGAAGAGGAUCACGUAACCGAAAACUCAGUUGAAGAUAAUCUUGACAUCAAAUUGCUACAAGAUCUUGCUGAUCUUCAUAAGGUGAUUUCUGAACGAGUCGAGUAUAACGAAGUUGUGAGUAGGGACGCGAAUGAGACAAUGAGGGUGUUCAUUGCUCUCGAAGACAGUUACGAUUUAAUAUUAGUCGGAAGAAGAAUGGAUGACAGGUCUCCACUGGUGGCAGGACUUGGCGAUUGGAAUUAUUUUGAGGAGCUAGGAGUGAUCGGUGACAUGCUUGUUUCUUCCGACAUGAAGAGCACGGCAUCGAUCUUGGUGUUGCAACAACAAACAAUUGCUCAAGAUCACAUACUACACUAA
Impatiens glandulifera is the source of this 2514-nucleotide messenger RNA. Its product is annotated as cation/H(+) antiporter 15-like. The transcript has 5 exons. The record is from RefSeq and is a predicted model, not a curated record. Gene Ontology annotation, biological process: regulation of pH; proton transmembrane transport; DNA integration. Bases 1 to 2514 code for a protein of 837 amino acids. Gene Ontology annotation, molecular function: antiporter activity; nucleic acid binding. NCBI's taxonomy places the organism in Eukaryota, Viridiplantae, Streptophyta, Magnoliopsida, Ericales, Balsaminaceae. Gene Ontology annotation, cellular component: endomembrane system; membrane.